Molecule: messenger RNA, 1941 nt
Organism: Drepanopeziza brunnea f. sp. 'multigermtubi' MB_m1
Lineage: Eukaryota; Fungi; Ascomycota; Leotiomycetes; Helotiales; Drepanopezizaceae
Source: RefSeq, a predicted model, not a curated record
AUGGCCGAUCGAGCAACUGGAUUUUUAGGUGGGGAGUCCAGCCGACAAGGAGCAGUAAGGUAUUAUACCCUUCGAGUCUUAUUACCACCCACGGAACCUCUAGCUAUUCAGCCAAAACAAACCCUAUACCUAGGACUCUUAAGCCUUUCGGAAGGGCCAGAUGACGAGAUGUCGGGCAUCUUAUUUGACUUAAACGAGCUGCCAUACGCAAGGCUAGAUAGUGAGAUCACGGCUCGAGCGAUGGUGAGGGACUUCCUGGAUGCGAAGUGUAGAGGGCUGAGGGAUUACGACUUGUGGAGCUUAUUCCGGCACGCGUUCUUACGCUGGGAUUGGACCAGUUUUACGAUGACGAGGGAUAAUACGGGACGAGGCCUUAAGCGUGUGGUGCCCCUUAAAGCAAAGGGGCUACGCCAAUGGGAUGGUCAAGCUCUUGAACGACGAGCGGCAGCACUAGUGGACCCUCGAGAAGAUAAAGGAGCAAUAGGCAACACCUUUAGGUCUCGAUUCAAGGUGGACCGCCGAAAACCUUACGGACGACGAGGAUACUACACCUUAACCACCUCUACCCUCGCGCAGUCUAAAAGGGAAGGAAAAGGAGGCCUUAAGCAGGAGGGAAGAAGGGGAAGAGAUUCGGAGGUUACGCGAAGAGUUUUUAAAGGAAAGGAGCGAUAUGGAACGAAAUAUGGAGGCUAUAGCAAAGCAAAUGGCGGAAUUACGGACUUACCCGAAUUUUCGAAAAACCAAGACCGAGUAGCAACAAAAACGGUCUUGAGAUCAUCAUCGGACCAGAUAAUAAUCGAGGCCACGAGAGCUAUACGCCAAAAGAGGACUCGCCAAAACCUGAGAGCAUUCCGGACAAAAUCAGCUCUUACUAGGGACAGCGUGCAGAUUUCCGUGCCCAGCCUCAGCAACUCGAGGGGGGGAUCCAGCACCUUCGGACGUACCGGCAAGCUACUUAUAUCUCUCAAGAGGCUACGUAUUAACAAGAGAGAGACUAAGGCUAGAGCAUUAGCCGGUGACCCGAAUGACCUUAGCGAUCUUAGCGAUGAUCGACGAAGAGGAAACGGGGGAGAUUGGCAAGGAGAUCGAGGACACGGAUACGGAAAGGGUAGGAACGGUCCCUCUAGACUACUAAAGGGAUUCGGAAACGGACCCUUAAAGGACCCCGGAUCCGGAAAUGAGCCUCUUAGGGACCCUGGAAGAGGACGGACCAUCGGCAAUUAUAUCGGUAACCCUGUACCGAUCCGACUAUUAGCUAAGCACGGCACGCUUGCGUACGGCACUCUAAGCGCCUUUGACGAUGAUAGAGACGAUUUCUCUAAGCUAAGAGCAACGGACCCUCACUUAAAGGCAAAGGAGUUGGCCUUGUUUGCAAGAAGCUUUCUUAAGGAACUGAAGCUUCCGACGUUCAAAGCAAACGCUAUUGCUGUGAGGGACCACUUCGAGACUGACCACCGGCGGCAAGCAAAAUACGACCGUUUGAAGGAUGAUCGAAGUCUUGCUGACAAGCUGUAUUCAGCUUGUAAAAACGUGCCAGAGACCACGAUUGCACGAAUGAAUCCUGCUUUUACCUUUACCGCGGCAGUUGUUGACAUUCGUCGAGCAAUUGCGUUUGCUACUAAGACCUCUCGACCUCUCGCCAAGGCUAGAGCUUACGCGAGCUCUAGCGAGCUACACGAUCACACCUGCUUUCAGCACGCCUCAGAAGCUGACUCCGAUUUGGACGAGGAAUACGAAUGCUUUAUUCAGGACCGCCAAUACUUCGAAGAAUUCGAUCAGUUUAUCGUAGGCUUACUAGACGAGCCACUCGAAUCGGGCAGUUACGCCAACAUGUCCGAAGGUUUUGUGAUUACCCACGGCACUUUUGACGCUAACGAAGUAUACAAGCAACUAGAGAUUCAGACGGCAUUCCACGCUUUUACUAGCCAAGUGGAGACUUAA